AUGCAGGCUCUGUCUGGUUCCGUAUCGUCUGUACUUGAUAAACCAUCACAGGUUGCAUCUACAGACAAGGUGGAGGCGACUGAGUCACCAUCUUCGAGACAAGAAACUCCUAAAGACAUAGAUGUGGAUAUCGCAGCCGAUGAUUAUCCCAAAUUAGACACAUCUACCUCCAGUGCCACUCACAUCAUCUUGAUACAAAACCAAUCGUCAGGUCUAGACGAUCCCGUGGACAUCAUGCCUCAAACCCUCAAUCAAGGUCUAGCGAGAUCUGAUAACUCAUUUCCAGAGUUCAAUCAUGAUAUCCUUGCCCUGGAAAGUCUCACACCACAUACAAAUAGCUUGAGCCACCAGCUACCGAACAUCUGGUCUUUCGAAUAUCAGAUGGGCCUGCAGCCGUACGUGAAUGCCCUAACCUCCAGCCAACAAUUCAGCGUCACACUGGGCAAGGAUUGGACAGAAUCCAAUUCCCCAUUCUCGGACCACAUUCAAGUACUUCAGAAAUUAUUGAAGAAUAGAUUGGAUCUCAUUAGACCGUUAUUCCAGCCUUCUCCACAGCUCCUCUACCAACAGGUCCUCAUGGUCCUUUCCCUGUUCAACAGUAUAACCCGACCGGACGUUAUGGCGUGGUACGCAAAGACGCGUUUCUACCACAUUGUCGACUUGACAGCGUGGCAGAUCUAUCCCUGCACAGGGACAUUAAGCAAGGUCCACGAGCAAUACAGACCCACAGAAGUACAAUUACAACAACAAUACCCCCGGGUCAUUGACUGGAUACCAUUCCCCACGAUCCGAAACCGACUCAUUCGACUACACGCAGCCAAUCCCCAAAUCGACCAAAUAUUCUGCGACACCGUCAGCAGCUACGUCGUCGAAGCGAACAUGGCCGAUCUCAUAAUGGGCGCUCCUGCUGUAACGGCCUACAUCCGAGUAACGGACGUGAUCGCGAAUAUCCCCUCAACUACACCAGGAAGUGACCCUCAGCCGUCUGCUAUGCUUCCAGCCCCGGACGCCGAUACUCUUUUCUCGUCCCCGGAAUACGCUCGAGCUGUGUUUAAAAAACUGGAUAUCGAUCGUGGGAUAUCACAUUAUAAGAUGGAUCCUGCUUUCUUCGACCGGAUGUACAAUUGCGCUUGA
Messenger RNA from Aspergillus oryzae RIB40, 1134 nucleotides. RefSeq lists its product as uncharacterized. The coding region runs from base 1 to 1134 and encodes 377 amino acids. The transcript is spliced from 3 exons. The record is from RefSeq and is a predicted model, not a curated record. Lineage: Eukaryota; Fungi; Ascomycota; Eurotiomycetes; Eurotiales; Aspergillaceae.